Messenger RNA from Theobroma cacao (cacao), 891 nucleotides. Its product is annotated as early nodulin-like protein 15. Gene Ontology annotation, cellular component: plasma membrane. Gene Ontology annotation, molecular function: electron transfer activity. The record is from RefSeq and is a predicted model, not a curated record. NCBI's taxonomy places the organism in Eukaryota, Viridiplantae, Streptophyta, Magnoliopsida, Malvales, Malvaceae.
GUCUCCCUCUAGUCUCUUUACUCUUUUGAACCUGAUGCAACCACAACGGCUCUUUUUCUCUCUGGGUUCGCAUUUGCCCACUAUAAAUUGCUUCCAUGUUCCUCACUUUUCCCACAUCCUCCUCUCCAUCUGCCUCACAUACACACUCUUCAAAACUAUUUUCGAAAAGCAUAUAUAAACAAACAUGGCCGCAAGCAGAGGUUUGUUGUUGUCUGCAGUGCUGCUUGUUUCUGUCUUCUUAACCUUAACAGAAGCAGGGGAACACUUAGUUGGAGGCAAAGCCAACGCUUGGAAAAUCCCUUCAUCUGAAUCCGACUCUCUUAACAAAUGGGCUGGAGCUUCUCGUUUCCAGAUUGGAGACUCUUUAGUUUGGAGUUAUGAUCCCAGCAAGGACUCGGUGCUCCAGGUGAGUAAAAAAGACUAUGAAACAUGCAACACAUCUAGCCCUAUAGCUGCACACAAGGAUGGCAACACUAAGGUGAAGCUUGAGAGGUCUGGGGCAUACUAUUUUAUCAGUGGAGCUGAGGGACACUGCCAAAAGGGACAGAAACUGAUCGUCGUGGUUAUGUCUGCAAGAAGCCAGUUCAUGGGAGUCUCACCGGCACCUUCUCCGAUGGAGUUUGAGGGCCCUGCGGUGGCUCCAACGAGCAGUUGCGUUAGCUUGAAAAGUGGCUUGGUGGUUAUGUUGGGGGUUCUAACGGCGCUGUCUCUGUUUUGAAAAACUAGACGUCGGCUUUGUUAUGAGAGAGAGAGAGAUUCAAUCAAUUGCUGCUGCUUGAGGAAUCAUUCAAAUGAUUAUAGAAGGAAAUUUUUGUAUUCUUACAUUAGAUUAUUCUUUCCAGAGAUUGGAGUGGAAGCAUAUAUGAAUUAUUUAUUCUUUUCCUGCUUAAA